AUGUCCGAUAGAUUCGUUAUUUGGGCUCCCUCGAUGCACAAUGAACCUGCCGCAAAGUGUGGGUAUUGUCACGGUAAUAAGGGGGGCAACAUGGAUCAGUUGUUCGCAUUGGAUUCGUGGGCUCAUCGUUAUAUGAACAAAAUGGACGUUGUAAAGAUUGAAAACUGCACAAUUGGCUCUUUCGUGGAACAUAUGGAUGUAGCCACGUAUGAUCGCAUGUGUAAUAUGGGAUUUAGAAGGUCUGGUAAGUUUCUUUAUAAAGUGGACCCGUUGAGGAAUUGUUGUAGGUUAUACACCAUUCGAACUGCCCCUCAAGAAUUGAAUAUGACAAAGGAAUUGAAAAAAUGCAUCAGCCGCUUUGCUACUAGAAUAACAAGUGAGGACUACUGCCCAGCCGCUGUUGCAAGCAGUGAUUUUGUGGGCAAAAUUGUUAAUGCAGAGAUGAAUUCUAAAACAUUCUAUACCCGAUUUGAGCCUGCACUUUAUAGUGAAGAAAAGUAUCACUUAUUUGUCAAAUAUCAGGAAAAAGUGCAUCAAGACUACAAUAAUUCGCCGAAGUCCUUUAAGCGAUUCCUAUGUGAUACGCCCUUUGGCCCUGAAGCGGUGUUGGGGACACAAGAAUCAUGGGAGCAGUUAAACAAUUGGCAGCGAAUGAAGCCAGGCGAGAAACUGAAGCAUAUGGGUCCUGUGCACGAAUGCUACUACUAUGAGGGUAAAUUAAUUGCCAUCACUGUGUCAGAUAUCUUGCCCAGUGGUAUAUCUUCGGUAUAUUUUAUUUGGGAUCCAGACUACAGUAAAUGGUCCCUAGGGAAGCUCAGUGCUUUGCGCGAUCUUGCCAUCAUUCAAAGGACAAAUCUGCAAUACUAUUACCUGGGGUACUAUAUUGAGGACUGUCCGAAGAUGAAUUAUAAAGCAAACUAUGGUGCGGAAGUACUGGAUGUGUGUCACAGUAAAUAUAUCCCAUUGAAACCCAUUCAGGAUAUGAUUUCUAGGGGCAAACUCUUUGUCAUAGGUGAAGAAGAGACGAAAGUUACUAAGGAGCUCUACCUCGUUGACUCUGAAACCGGAAGAGGGGAGGGAUUUCCCACUGAUAAUGUUGUCAAGUACAAGAAUAUUGCUGAGGAAAUAUACGGUGUGGGAGGGUGUGCGUUUAAAUCUGCAAAUGAAUCUGCAUUGGAAUUGAAAGAACUUUACGGUAUACCGUACGAAGAGGAAGAUUUAGAUACCAUCUACCAUUUGAAAGAACACAAUGGCCAUGCUCCAAAUGGUAUUCCUAAUGUGGUGCCGGGAUUACUCCCGCUAUGGGAAUUGCUGGACAUUAUGCAAUCUGGCAAGAUCACUGACCUGGAGGGAAGACUAUUUCUCUUCGAAAUCGAAACGGAGGGGAUUCGACCAUUAAUUAACUUUUAUAGCGAACCUCCGAAUGUCAAGAAACGUAUUUGUGACGUGAUACGGUUAUUUGGCUUCGAAACUUGUAUGAAAGCCGUCAUUUUAUAUAGUGAGCAAAUGUGA
This is a messenger RNA of Saccharomyces cerevisiae S288C, 1512 nucleotides long. It is a transcript of the gene ATE1, whose product is annotated as arginyltransferase. Gene Ontology annotation, cellular component: cytoplasm. The coding region runs from base 1 to 1512 and encodes 503 amino acids. Gene Ontology annotation, molecular function: arginyl-tRNA--protein transferase activity. The transcript has a single exon. The record is from RefSeq and is marked reviewed. NCBI's taxonomy places the organism in Eukaryota, Fungi, Ascomycota, Saccharomycetes, Saccharomycetales, Saccharomycetaceae.